GCCGGCCGAGCUGUGGGCAGGCGCCAGAUACGGGCCAUGCAGGACUGCGGUUUCCCGAUCAGGGAAAAGCUGGACGCGCUGAGGCCGGUCAUCCCGUACUUGGACUCACGGGGCCGCUGCCCCGCGGCGUACUCCUGGAGCAGCUGGGGCGGGCCCGCCCGGCGGCUGUCGACGGACUACGAGCAGAUGGCGCUCAUGCUGAGGAUCAAGGUGGACAUGGACCCCCGGUGCGAGGAAGCGCGGAGGGCCCUCGGUAUUUGUCAGAGGACGCGCCGGGCUCAUGGGGGGGGGGCGGCGGCGGCCGCGCUCAAGCGCCUGCAGAUCAGGCCCCCGCGGGCACCCCCAAAUGGCAGCGCGGAGGCCCGGCGGCGCCUGCGCGGCGACUACCGCGUGGGCUUAGGGAAGGCGCUGGACGAUACGGACGAGCUGCGCUGGUGGAGCCACAGGAGCCAGGUGCAGGGGCUGCAGCGCACCUCAGACCGGCAAUGGGGCGUCCCAGCCCUGACAGCCGCUGGGCGCCCGCCAGAUGCAGCGCGCCGCGCCUCGCGCUCGAGGGGGCCUUCAAGGUAG
Prorocentrum cordatum is the source of this 570-nucleotide messenger RNA. NCBI's taxonomy places the organism in Eukaryota, Dinophyceae, Prorocentrales, Prorocentraceae. The record is from the annotation of a GenBank genome assembly.